Hermetia illucens (black soldier fly) is the source of this 610-nucleotide messenger RNA. RefSeq lists its product as uncharacterized. Bases 192 to 548 code for a protein of 118 amino acids. NCBI's taxonomy places the organism in Eukaryota, Metazoa, Arthropoda, Insecta, Diptera, Stratiomyidae. The record is from RefSeq and is a predicted model, not a curated record. The transcript is spliced from 2 exons.
AAACUUGUCACGCGUCUGUGCACAUCAUUAUUAUAUUGUAAGUUCUAUUAACACGGUGUAUUUAUAGAUUUUCUGAUUUAUAUCUAAAUUGGAUCGUAACAUACAUUAUCUGAAACAGAAGGACAAUCUUUUCAUUCUAAUAUCAUAAGGCCAUCAAUUUUCAGUGAACUAACAUUAGAUUAGAUUUUGAAAUGUCAAAGAUGUCCUUAAGGGUGAGACAUGGAAGAGAUUCCAGACGGGACCGAAAGAGAAAGCCACCAAAUCAAGAUAAUGAAAGCACAACACACAGACGAUUGCAGAGGCGAAGAAAGGACCGGAAGAAGCACAUAACUUCCCGCGCUGAAGACAUGAUGCAUAUUAAUCUGUUGCGAGAAGACAACUACUGGGAAGAACGGAAAGUGAAACUUGGCGCACAAAGGAAGGAAUUUUUGGAAAACGUAAAGAAAGGAGUCAUGUCCAAGAUAUUUCUUCGUCGGAAUUUGAUAUUGAAAACGAACUUAUUGAAACUGACGAAUGGCAAAACCAUCAGUGAUAAAAGCGAUAGGUGAACUUCGAUGUUUCUGUAAAGAAGUUUACUUUUACGCUCAAUACAGUUCAUUGACGUUUCUUA